Molecule: messenger RNA, 1546 nt
Organism: Nomia melanderi (Alkali bee)
Lineage: Eukaryota; Metazoa; Arthropoda; Insecta; Hymenoptera; Halictidae
Source: RefSeq, a predicted model, not a curated record
AUAGAUGACAAACGGACUGAGAAUGAUUAAGUCAGCAUAUGUAAAUACAAGAAGUGAGGCAUUUACUGAAGAGUAUAAAUAGUUUCAAAAAUGCUGUAAUUUGUAUCAUUUCAAAAGUAGAAUGUAUAAAAAGUAUAUUAUUAUUAUCAUAUUCCUUCUGGUAAUAGUGUUUGUAACAAGUUCUGAAAGAUCCAGUGGAUUGUAUGUAGACAAUGGAUUUGAUCAAACAAUAUUAUAUCGUGUUACCAAUGCUAAACAGAAACAAGAAAUAGAAUACAAUCUGUUAAACAUUUUAGAAUUACCUAGAAGACCAAAAAGAAUUGCGCGUAGAGCAUUAUUAAUUAAAAGAUCUGCACCAAAGUUUCUACUAAACAUUUAUAAGAAUAUUUUAUCCAAUGAAAACAACAAAUUAUCUUAUGACCAAUACAGAGAUACAGGAGAAUUCAAUUUAACUGGUUACGAUAUUAAUAUUAUUAGUCAAAGUGAUUUAAUUAUGACUUUUGGUGCACACAAUCCACAUUCGGGAAACGCGUCGAAAACAAAUAGAGGAAAAAGGAUAUGGUUCGACGUGUCAGAAGUUCCAACUGGAGAGCACAUCAUUUCAGCAGAACUCCGACUUUACCAAAGUUUGCAGGAACAUUCUAAAUACAAUAAGACUUAUACAAUAGCAUUAUACAGAGUGGCUCGAACUAAAAAUGGCAGACGAAUUAAAUAUUAUACAAGUUCAGUUAAUAUUACAACAGAUAAAGAAAAAUGGAUUACUUUAAAUAUCAGUCAAGUGCUUGAGUAUUGGGUUAAGCAUCCAAAAGAAAAUCGGGGUUUAUUCUUAGCAGUGCAUCAUGCUGAUUACAGUGGCCAUACUUUAAGACCAGCUGAUAUAGGAAUUGUAGGUGUUUCGGGAAUUCUUGACAAGCAACCGUUCAUGGUUGGAUUUUUUAAAAAUUCUGGAAAUCAAAUAAAGCAUGAAAUUCUACAAAGGCAAAAGAGAAAUCAAUUGAAGAAAUCAGAUGUUACUAUUAUAGACAUUCAGAAGAAUCCGUAUAUUAGUUCAGCUAUUAAUAAAAAAAGAAAUUCGUGUAAUAUGAAAACUUUGUACAUUAGUUUUAAAGAUCUUAAAUGGCAAGAUUGGAUCAUUGCUCCAGAAGGAUACGACGCUUAUUAUUGUAGUGGAGAGUGCAAUUUUCCAUUAAACAUUCAUAUGAAUGCAUCAAAUCAUGCGAUUGUACAGACUUUAGUACAUCUCCUAAAACCAAAAGAAGUACCAAAACCCUGUUGUGCACCAACGAAAUUGUCACCAAUAUCAGUACUGUAUUUUUUAGAUGACAGUAAUGUUGUCUUAAAAAAAUAUAAGAAUAUGGUUGUUAAUAGCUGUGGUUGUUAUUAAGUUGUACCACAUUUUUCAGUAAAAAUGUUUCUGUGCUUUAAAUUACAUAUAAGUGGACAAGUACCAUUCUACCAAAUUUACAUCUUCGUAUUAAUGUUUUAAUGAAUAAAAAGAUUAAUGUUAGUUUUAAAAUUAUGUAUUUAAACAACAUUUGUAUCAAAA